GAGGGUUAGUUUUCUGUACUUGAACGCAGUCAGACGCACACAUAGAGCGUGGGAGCACAAAGCAAUCGGAACCAAGGAAAGACGCCGCUGUUCACACGCUCUGUCCUCCUGGCACCGUGCACGCUCGCCAAGCCGCGCCGUUUGGAAGAUAGGGGAAAGUUAUCUUUCUUUCUUUGGAGUUUACAGUUUGGAUCCAAUCCCUUUUUUUAAACAUCAAGAAUUUGUGCAGCGACGGACUUUGCUUUUUUUAUGUGUGAAAGCGUUUUACUCAGGCUGAGGAAAUUAUCAGAGCAUUGCAGAAUGGAAGGUAAAUUGACAAGUCGUGUGUGGCGAGGAUCACCGUGUGGAUCUUUCUGCAGGUAAAGGGCGGUAUGACUUGAGCGGCUGAAGUGGCUGGAUCUCAUGUGCAUGACAGAAUUUUUUUUUUUUUUUUUUUUGGCUCUGAUGUAGUUGAGCUUUAAUCAGCGAGUUUCUCCACUCCACUUUAAUUCAGAAGUAAGUCGACAAAGUAGGGCGACAUCCUACGAUCCUACCAGUGGCACUUUGGCGUUUAUUUAGUAAUUGCUGCCGCAUCAUUUACGCACUGAAAACUGAAAGGAAAUAAUUUCCUCUCACUGUUUUUAUUUGUUUUAUUCCCGUAUAUUCCACUAUUUUCACCAGACAUUUAAGCUGCUAUAAGCGCACGGAACCCUUUUAAUAGAUUCACUUUUUGGGGCGAUCCUGCACACUAAGAACUCGAAAACGAAGAAGCUCUUAGCCCCAUCAAGCACUUUCCAAGAGAUCCGAAUAAAACGGCGAGGUUUGCCUUCAGUAAACUGAAAUCCACCUGGCACGACCUGGAAUUAUUUCAUCGAUAUCGUCGGCAGAGAGUGGAUUACAACUUCUAACGUGCUGUGCUCCCUGAUCUCUGGCAGUAUGAACAUGGGGCUGGGUUGUGCAAAGCGGUCAAUUUGUUGGCCCUUUGGCAGCUUGCUAGACUCCAGGCACUGUGUUUUUGCCCUUACACUCCUCACGCUCCUCAUGCAGGUGGUCGUGGAGGCCAACUCAUGGUGGUCUUUGGCCAUGAACCCUUUACUGAUCCCAGAGGCCUACAUCAUCGGGGCCCAGCCUCUGUGCAGCCAGCUGGUGGGCCUAUCUCAGGGCCAAAAGAAACUGUGCCAGCUCUACCAGGACCACAUGCAGUUUAUUGGUGAAGGUGCCAAAAUGGGGAUUCGGGAAUGCCAGUACCAGUUCAGGCACCGGCGCUGGAACUGCAGCACUGUGGACAACUCCUCUGUUUUCGGACGUGUCAUGCAAAUAGGCAGUCGGGAAACGGCGUUCACCUAUGCCAUCAGCGCAGCAGGGGUGGUGAACACAGUGAGCCGUGCCUGCAGAGAAGGCGAGCUCAACAGCUGCGGGUGCAGUCGGGCCGCUCGUCCCAAAGAUCUACAGAGAGACUGGCUGUGGGGCGGCUGUGGAGACAACCUCAACUACGGCUACAGGUUUUCCAAGGAAUUUGUAGAUGCCCGCGAGAGGGAGAAGAGCUAUCCGAAAGGCUCAUACGACAGUGCAAGGCUGCAGAUGAACCUUCACAAUAAUGAGGCAGGAAGGAGGGCUGUGUCAAACCUCGCCGAUGUGUCAUGCAAGUGCCAUGGCGUGUCGGGCUCCUGCAGCCUAAAGACAUGCUGGCUGCAGCUGGCCGACUUUCGUAAGGUGGGCGACGCUCUGAAGGAGAAGUACGACAGUGCCGCAGCCAUGAAGCUCAACUCUCGUGGCAAACUGGUGCCGAUGCACAGCAAUUUCAACCCUCCGACGGGCAACGAUCUGGUGCACAUCGACCAGAGUCCAGACUACUGCUUAAAGAACCAAAGCACUGGCUCCCUGGGCACAGUAGGGCGCCUUUGCAACAAGACAUCAGAGGGCAUGGAUGGGUGCGAGCUGAUGUGCUGCGGCCGAGGUUAUGACCAGUACAAGGCCCAGAUAGUGGAGCGCUGUAACUGCAAGUUCCACUGGUGCUGCUACGUGAAGUGCAAGCGCUGCACCAAAAUUGUAGACCAAUUUGUCUGCAAAUGAGGAGAGAUGUGUUGCCUUGUGGAUGAUGGGUGUACAUCUGUGAAUUCAUGAGCGGUGGAGCACAGAGAGAGGAUUGAAGAAAGAAACUAUAUAAAUUAUAUUUAUAGAGUUAAACAAUUAUGUCAUUUGCAAAAAGACCCUCUUAAAAACAAAACAAAAAAACUUUUUUUUUUAGAAACCAAGAGUAUUGUGAAAUAUUUAUUUUCAGAUUGCUAUGUUUUUAUUCUGGCCCAGUCCUUAUCAGCUAUGUUUCUUUUAUCUUCAAGUUUCUUAAAGCAGUCAACCUUUUCUUACCAUUUUUUGUUUUUUACUAGAAAACAUAAUUUCUUUGCAAGUGGCCCACACUGAUAAAUGCUGUCUGCGAAGUUGAGCUGUUCCUUACAUUUUCUAUCAAAAGUGAUGUCUGAUGUUGUCUCGUAGUUGGCUCAGAGGUUCCGAUGAGUUGAUCAGGAAUGACCAGAUUAAGAGGAGAAAGCAUGUGUACCAUGUGUGGAUCUUCACAGGGCCAGUUCAAAGCUAGACUGCACUCCUUAUUUGUCACUUCUCAACACAUGAGCAGGAAUAAUUGAGAUGUUUGAUUCUUUUGUGAAUCCUUGCAUUACAAGGACUACAGUGAAAUGGCUAUAUAUUUUUUGGCGGGGGGACUGGGCCAUUUAUCAAGCUGUCCCAGAAGCCUUAACCUUCCCCAGGUGCUGCAACAGGCCUUUUGUUCAUAAUGCACUUUGAUGCACAGACUUUAACCUGUCUGUAUGCGUCUCUUCAACUGUUAUCCAUAUAUUCAUAUCGUAGCCUCCUUUUUUUCCAUAUUAAUUCAGAUUAUUCAUUUAACAUUAUUCCACAGUACUUAUCAUGGUUCAAAUAUAUAUGGGCAAUGUUGUGGUGAACAAUGGUGAAAUAUUAAACGCUCUUUGUAAAUACUACAGCAUAGUCUAUCCAACCAAUCAAUAAACUGUAUUUAUUUUUUUUAACCCCAUCUUCCUUUGAGCUUUAAGAAAGAAAAGUAUUGUUUCUAAAAAAUUUAUAAUUUAGUCUGUUUUAAGGUCACUUUUCCAAAAUGUUGUUUCUCACUGACACACAAAGCUUCACUGUUUUUGUAAAAGGGAAAUGCACCUUAUUGUUCGAGAUGAAACCUUUCACCCACAUUUGGCUUUACUGUUACACCAAUUCUUUCAUAUAUGUUCAGAUUUUAAUCCUUGAUUUUCACCUUGCUAUGAUCCCUGUGACAACUCUCAUUAGGCAUAAUUCCAACUACUCAACAAUAUGUAUUUAUAAGCUUCUCUAAUGAAUUUGAGAUUUGUUGAUCUUCAUGUGUUAUAGUUAUUUUGUUACGUUUUACAAAUUGACUCAAUGCUCUUCUUUCUUUCAAUAAACGUGAAAUGUAAAACUA
This is a messenger RNA of Girardinichthys multiradiatus, 3439 nucleotides long. It is a transcript of the gene wnt5a, whose product is annotated as wingless-type MMTV integration site family, member 5a. The record is from RefSeq and is a predicted model, not a curated record. The transcript has 5 exons. NCBI's taxonomy places the organism in Eukaryota, Metazoa, Chordata, Actinopteri, Cyprinodontiformes, Goodeidae. Gene Ontology annotation, cellular component: extracellular region. Gene Ontology annotation, molecular function: frizzled binding; cytokine activity. Gene Ontology annotation, biological process: cell fate commitment; canonical Wnt signaling pathway; neuron differentiation. The coding region runs from base 916 to 2052 and encodes 378 amino acids.